CGUCAGCUUUUGUGCUCCUGAGAUGCUGCUUGGCCUGCUGUGUUCAUCCAGCCUCACAUUUUAUUAUCACUCUUCUACUUACUUUUUCUCACGCGCUCUACCACGCGCGCGCACUGUUUCGCGCGCGAGCGCUCGGUGUGGUCCGGAGAUUCGCAAAGACGAUGGGACAUGGACGUCCUGUUCAAGUUAAUGUAAUUAGUUUUUCAACGUCGGCUUCUGUAAUAGGAUUUAGUCCUGAUAAUGAUUGCUGACUAUGGCCCAACACGCUGCGCUGACAGUCACAUUACUGUUUCAGAUGUCCUCGACUAUGAAGAUGAGAAAAGUUUUCUUGAUGAGAAAGUGAAAUGUUACAGCAAUAUUGCAGCUUGCCACCUGAACGUUGGAAACUUAGAGGAUGCUUUUUCCUACUGCGACAUGGUUUUGCAGCAUCAGCCUCAGCAUUGCAAAGCUUUAUUCAGGAAGGGCAAGGUGCUUGAACUGCAAGAGAAAUAUUUCCUCUCUAUCAAAUUUCUCAGAAAAGCUUCACAAGUGGAGCCUGGAAAUCAGGAAAUUGAAAGGGAAAUGAAGCUUGUUUUUGACAAAUGGGCAGAAAAAUCUGAAGGUACCAGCAAUGCUAAAACAAUGAAUACGUGUCCACUGUUCUUGGCUGAAGAUAGUAAGGUUGAUAAAACAAAGAAUCAUUCAGAAACACAAGAAACACCAGAAGAUUACCAAGAGAUUUAAAGAGCUGCUGAUCCUUUCAGAGGCUGAUUUCGAUUCCCAGAUGUAUUCUGAUUAUACGUUAGGAGAUUCAUCUACAUCCCUUAAAGGUAUUAUCGUGCCCAGACUGAAAAAAAACUAGAAAUUCCUAUUAACACCGUGCUUAAAAUAUUUGUGUGAUAUGCCUGUCCUCUUCUGUUAUUUAAUUUUGACUUGUCCAAUGCUCCAAUUAAAACAAUGGACAAUGGAACAUCUUGCAAAAUGUCCAAUCUGUCCAUUGAUAUGGCCAUUAGCAAUAUCUAGCCCACAAUCCAUGAAGAAGUCAACUAUUAAGCUGUUAUUUAAAUCCAGAAUCUACAACUGACGUUAGUUGCUAGAUGAAACAACAUUGUUUCAUUGACUUGAAUUGAACACCUGCUCAUGUGGCUCACACAUCUUGCUUCUGCACUCAAUAUCUCAUCAAGACGAAAAAGGAAGAGAGAGGGAGACAAAGAGAGAAGGGGCACAGGCCUGAACAAUAAAUGUUGUAUGCACUAGAUUUUUAUUUAAUGAAGUAGAAAUGUACCUGUUCCUGGUUGGAAUUUAUCUAUAGCUGUAUGGUUGGUUCAGAUAGGUAGAAUUCUGAAUGUAAUUUCUUCACAUCUAUUAAUUGCCAUAUAAUGACAUGUCAUUUAUUCAGUCAUUCACAAGUAACUCAGUGCCAGUUGCUUAAUCAUCUCUUCUGUUUCCUGCAAUUUAUUAAGUCAUCUCUGAACUGUGUCAGGUACCCAGUAUUCUCUGUGCAGAAUUUAGGCGUACCCACUUAAUGGGCUGAUGUUUUAAAAAGUAUUUUCUUUCAAUCCAUGCUCAUACCAAAUUCCUAAGGGUCAUUUGGUGUUUGUAUGUCCAACCACAUUUCUAAACAAAGCUGUGAUUUAUUUUAUACAUUAAUUAGGUUCACUGAUCCUGAAGACAGUGUAUGCAUUUUUUAGGUUCACUGAUCCUGAAGACAGUGUAUGCAUUUUACAUCAAAAUAAUGCAGUUCCUUUCUGUAAAGAGCAUGUUCAUGACUGGUGUAAAUAUUUAAA
Stegostoma tigrinum is the source of this 1766-nucleotide messenger RNA. Its product is annotated as peptidyl-prolyl cis-trans isomerase FKBP8-like. The coding region runs from base 241 to 723 and encodes 160 amino acids. Gene Ontology annotation, molecular function: protein binding. Lineage: Eukaryota; Metazoa; Chordata; Chondrichthyes; Orectolobiformes; Stegostomatidae. The record is from RefSeq and is a predicted model, not a curated record. The transcript is spliced from 5 exons.